This is a messenger RNA of Salvelinus namaycush (lake trout), 2208 nucleotides long. RefSeq names its product WW domain-binding protein 2-like. Gene Ontology annotation, biological process: positive regulation of DNA-templated transcription. Lineage: Eukaryota; Metazoa; Chordata; Actinopteri; Salmoniformes; Salmonidae. Gene Ontology annotation, molecular function: transcription coactivator activity; chromatin DNA binding. Gene Ontology annotation, cellular component: nucleus. The record is from RefSeq and is a predicted model, not a curated record. The transcript is spliced from 9 exons. The coding region runs from base 778 to 1497 and encodes 239 amino acids.
GUGCAGGCGCAUCAGCAUCACAACAAAAGUGGUCCGUGAAGCAGGCGGACUAGUGAAACUACACAACGAUUUUAUCCAGUUCACAUUUGAGACUGCAUUUGUCAGUCUUUUACUUUGUUCAUUCCACUCGGUAGUUACGAAGCGACAUCGCAAUGGCUUUGAACAAGAACAAUUCAGAAUCCGGAGGCGUCAUUAUCACCAACAGUGAAAGGCCUACUCAAUUGGGGGCUCGGAGUUGCCUAACUAACCCUUGGGCUAUCCUCUACUCUCUUCACUGCCUCAGCAUAGGACGUUUUCUGCCCUACUCAAACUCUGGCAAUCUCAACCUGUCUCUCUCACAGGGCAUUUUGGAUCCCCAGUUGCAUGGGCACCCCCACGGUUGACACAGGGCUUUCUCUAUCCCAACUGUACACUCCCUCUGACUUUGCCCUCCUGCACAUUUCUCACAUCGUGGGAUCUCCUGUCUACACACUGCUGCAACAUGUCCGGAUCCUUGGCACCUAAAGCACCGAAGCUGGUUCGGAACAUAGGCCCUCACAGAAUAGCAACUAUAACCUGACCUUAUCAGGAAGAAACACUGUCAAAGCUCAACAAGACAGGCUGGGAAUUCUCCGUCUUGCCAUUGCCACCGGGUCUACUUCUCACCAAACGGCGGGCGUCACAAACACUAAGAAUAUUUAUUUGAUCCACCUCUACACUCAACGCUACUCCACUAAUCAUGCCGUUUUCCCGGAAAUACGCGUUACGUAUCUGUCAUGCGGGCAUGGCAGUGUGUUGAUGAGCUAUGAGAACGUGGAGCUUGUAUUCUGUGAAGCUGAGUGCCUGCCUGAUGCCUUCAGGAAGAGUAAGAAGGGGAGUGUCUUCCUGACUCCCUACAGGGUGAUCUUUGUGGCGAAGGGGGGUCAUGAUGCUCUGCAUUCCUUCAUGAUGCCUUUCUACCUGAUGAAGGGCUGUGAGGUCAAACAGCCUGUCCUGGGGGCCAACUACAUCAAAGGCACAGUCAGCGCAGAGCCCGGAGGAGGCUGGGAAGGCUGUGCCACCUUUAAGCUGGUGUUUGCUGCUGGAGGAGCCAUUGAGUUUGGACAGUGCAUGUUACAGGUCGCUGCACAAGCAUCCAGAGGGCAGCCUGUGAGUGGUGGCUUUGGGGGCUGUCCGUACAUGGCCAACGGGGCAUAUGCCUACCCUCCUCCCCCAGCCAAUGGGUACCCGGCGGGACCCCCACCCGGGUACUCCUACCCCAACCCCCCUCCGCCAGAUGCAUUCUACCCCAACCCCGCCGGGUUUGAUGGCCCUGCGGCCUACAUGCCCCCUCCUCCCUACUCGGCCCCCCUGGGACAGCAGGCCCCCCACAACCCUGACCUGCCCUCCACACCUGCAGCCGAGGCAAAGGCAGCAGAGACAGCAGCCAGUACCAGCUGUGCCACACUCCCUCCCACCUACCUACCACAGGACAAACCUCCCCCCUACUCUCCGACUGAGGACAAGAAGACCAAGUAGAGCAUCGAUAUCUCAGCUCCCACGGCCUCUACCGCCCCAUCUCUCCAUCCCUAUGUUUCCUCCUCCUUUCUCCUCCUCUGUCUCUUCCAUCAACACCUCCUGUCUACCUGGCUCCCUUUGAAUCCAUCCCAGCUUUCUCAAGCUCGUGUACAGGCAGUUCCCUUCUACCCGAGUUCCACUAAACAAUUAUAUCAUACCCAGCUGACUUUAACUAAAAAGUGUAACUUACAGCUCUUCUAGAGUGGUUGAUGAUAUGAUUGUAGCUUGUUUGGGCCCUAAGCUGUCAGGAAACCUAACAUAAUAUUAGGUUAAGGCUGAGGUGAGGUUUAGUACUAGUCUUGGGUACCUGCCUUUUUCUGUAUUAGCAAACCCUACAUUUUCUUGCCAGACAUGACAACGGCAAGUUGGCUAAAGCAGAAACGGGCAGACAUGCAGGCUGAAGGUCUAGCCGGUUGUUUUGAUGGGAAAGUGAUUUAUUUUCUAAGACGACCUAUCAAACUGGAUUGAAUGAAGUUUUUUCUUUGCUAAUCUAUCCAGUGGCUAGCGCAAGUCUGUAUUGUUUAUUUAUUUAUUUAUAAUUUUUCUGUACAGGAUUUUAAUGUGACUACUUUAAAUAUGAGAGCAUAGCAGUAGAUCAUUGGACCAGGUCUCUGUUGAAAAAUAAAUGUUAUUGCAAUGAGACUAACCUGAAUAAAAAAAGGUUAAAGAACA